Molecule: messenger RNA, 1431 nt
Organism: Saitoella complicata NRRL Y-17804
Lineage: Eukaryota; Fungi; Ascomycota; Saitoellomycetes; Saitoellales; Saitoellaceae
Product: putative alpha-1,3-mannosyltransferase
Exons: 2
Biological process (GO): protein O-linked glycosylation
Cellular component (GO): Golgi apparatus
Molecular function (GO): alpha-1,3-mannosyltransferase activity
Source: RefSeq, a predicted model, not a curated record
UUGUUGGAUAUGUUACCAGAUGAGUUUCGCAUGAGGGAGUUGUUGCGUCCGAUCAAGAGUUCGGGAACUGAGAGAAUGAGGGAGUACGGCCUCCGGGCACGGGUAUACCGGAAGAUGCUCGAGGCAUGGGAACGAGUACACUUCGCCUCGGCUCCUUCCUCCUCCAACGAUAAGGACAACAGUGGUAUCGUUAUUCGCAACGACAUAACUAAGAUCAUCAAACACAACUCACCCGACCUGCUGCACACCUAUGACGACAUGACAGCCUUCCUUCCCCGUUUCUCCAAUCUCCUCUUCCCUUGGACCGCGCCCUUUCACCCAUCACACGCGUCCCUGCACGCCUCGCUUGCCACAGGCGGCCGUGGUAUCGUCCUCACAGCUGGUGAUAAUCAGGCACCAUUCCUCCUUACUGGGAUCAAGGUGCUAAGGGAACUGGGGUGUGAACUCCCCGUCGAGGUCAUGUAUCUCGGUGACGAUGACUUAGGCGAGGACUGGAGGGAGAAAUUGGAGGAGUUGGAGGGUGUUGUUACGAGGGACAUGGCGAGGAUGGUCUCGGAUCGUGGAUGGAAACUCGCGGGAUGGGCAGGGAAGCCGUUUGCGAUUUUGUUGUCGUCGUUCAGGGAGUGUAUCUUCAUCGAUGCCGAUUCGCUCUUCUUCAAGGACCCGACGAUCUUGUUCGAGGAUAAGGGAUACAAGGAGAAGGGAGCUCUCUUCUUCAAGGACAGGCUCAUUUUCCCGGAGAGUAAGAAAAAGUUCUUGCAGGAAAUCUUACCGAAACCACUCAGCCCCCAGGUCAAAUCGAGUCGAUUCUGGACUGGUGCUUCGGGCCACAUGCAAGAAUCCGGCGUCCUCGUCAUCGACAAAUUCAAGCAUUUCGUCGCGUUACUCAUGGUCACUCGUCUAAACGGACCAGAUCGUGAUGGGUCAGGAGAGGGUGAUGAUAAGAUUGUGGGCGUGUAUGACUUGGUGUAUGGAGAUAAGGAGACGUUUUGGCUUGGGUGGGAGCUGGUGGGCGAUGUUGGGUAUGCGUGGAUGGAGGGGGGACAGGGAAUUAUGGGGAUUGUGAGGGCGAAGGAGAGGGGGAGUGUGAAGGAGGAGAUUGAUAAGGAGAAGUUGGAGAAGGCCAUUGGAGGGCCGAAGGGGUACGAUGAGAAGGGUGGUCCCCACACCAUCUGUUCACCCCAACUCCUCCACCUCGACCGCGACGAAACCCCUCUCUGGUUCAACGGCUGGCUCGCACCCAACAAAUUCGACGACGUCCCAACCCCCGCUGCCGCCCUAUCUCCCUCACGGAAGUCAGCCUUACAUUUCGAUAGUUGGCUGAAGGAACCCGGGGAGUGGGAGCUAUUGGAUAGUAAUAUCUGUUGUUUGACGAGUGAAGAGAGGACGGAGUUUACGAUGGGGGAGAAAGAGGUGCUUGGGAUGAUGAUC